UGUAAUAAAAGGUAAAGAACUGUCACUAAAUUCUUGGAUUUGCUCUUAAGUAAUCAGUUUAACUUUAUUUUGAAUGAAGCCACACGCUUUCUGCAACAGUUCCCAGGAUGCCUUUCUGCUUGGAAUGCAGACACUAAUAAUCUAUUCCUUUCAUUCACCAAGUCAUCUUGGAUUCUUUUAUAUCUACAUCUACUAAACUCAACAUUAUAGCAAAUGAAUACCUUUUACUUUGGCAUCUGGUAGUGGCCGAGUAAACACCAUAAGGGCUAGGUCAGCUUCUCCUUGUUGGAAGUAAUUCCUCGAGAAACUCUACAGCCACAACAGCAAGUAUCAAAAAAAAAAUCUGCUACCUGUCAAGAAACCGAUAAUCUCACCAGUUGUAGAGGAGACAUUUUCACAAAGCUGCAAUUGCAGGUUGCUUUGAGUUCAUUUGACCAUGGAGAUUUUCGAUUCAUCUGCAAGGCAGACGCGAAACGGAGACCAUAUUUCAAUUGACAUCAGGCAUGGCGACCAUCUCUUAGCUUCUAUCAGAAGAAAAAUGGAGACGAUUUCUUGUUCGCAUUCCAUUUGCAGGGUCAAGGAAAACAUUCGCAAUGCAAAUGAGAAGGCAUACAUCCCUGACAAAGUUUCAAUUGGUCCAUACCACCAUGGCAAGCAAGGAUUGGAAACCAUGGAAGAGCACAAGUGGCGGUACAUGUAUGCACUCCUCAGUCGAAAGCCAGACCUGGAAGCAUCCCUGGAUGAUUGUCUCACAGCUCUAAGGGAGGUGGAACAUAGAGCACGUGCAUGCUAUGAAGAAGAGAUCAACGUCACAGAUGAUGAAUUCCUGCAAAUGAUGUUAGUUGAUGGUUGUUUCAUCAUUGAACUCUUCCUGAAGUACUCUAUAAAGAGUUUAAGACGCCGCAAUGAUCCUGUAUUCACCACUCCUGGAAUGCUCUUCGAUUUGAGAUCCAAUUUGAUGUUACUAGAAAAUCAAAUUCCCUUAUUCAUUCUUCAAAGACUAUUUGAAGUGGUCCCAACUCCUAAACAAUGCACGCAUUCCCUCGCCACGCUCGCCUUUCAUUUCUUCAAGUAUAUGAUUCCAGGAGAUCCACAAAUCCAUCAGCAGAAGUUUAACCAGGAAGGGAACCAUAUACUCGACUUAAUCUGCCACUGUCUGCUUCCAAGAUACCCAAGAGUGCCGGGAACCAAGUCAGAUCAGAAACAUUUUCGUUGCGCAACAGAACUCCAAGCAGCAGGAAUUAGGAUCAAGAGGGCCAGAACAAAAAACUUAUUGGACAUAAAGUUUGUCAGCGGAGUCCUUGAAAUCCCAAAUGUACUAAUCCAUCAAUACACGGAAAGUCUCUUCAAGAAUCUCAUUGCGCUAGAGCAUUGUUCAGGUGACAGCGUGCAACACAUCACCUCCUACGUUUUUCUCAUGAAGAGCCUAAUUGGAAGUGACGAAGAUGUGAAGUUACUUAAAAAAAAAGACAUUCUCACAAACUAUGAUGUCACCGAGAAAGAGGUUGCUAAACUGUUUGAGAAGUCAUGUGAGGAGGUGAAUUUGAGUGAAUCUUAUUAUGAUGGGUUGUUUGAACAAGUGAAAGGGCAUAAAAGCACCAGGACGACUUGGCAUCUACGGUUUGAGGAAUUUAAGCGAAGUUAUCGUAGAAAUCCUAUGCGACGUUUAGUUGUUCUUGUUUCAAUUUGGGCCUUCUGUCUCGCCCUUGUAGGAACCUUAGUUUCCGUACUUAUUGUUGUUCUUCAUCGUUUUUAGAAUUUCUUAAGCAUCUUAAAUCUUGCUAAUUACCAUUUGAUGGCUUAAAUGUUGCUA
Messenger RNA from Populus nigra (black poplar), 1813 nucleotides. RefSeq names its product UPF0481 protein At3g47200-like. NCBI's taxonomy places the organism in Eukaryota, Viridiplantae, Streptophyta, Magnoliopsida, Malpighiales, Salicaceae. The record is from RefSeq and is a predicted model, not a curated record. Bases 437 to 1756 code for a protein of 439 amino acids. The transcript has 2 exons.